UAUUGUUUUUAGUUUUUAUUCGCGCUCGCUUCGAAGUUGCCGUGACCCGGAGCGCCAUGCCGCACCUCGCGCCGAUCUAAGAACGAACCCUCGUGUUUUGUAUUAAGUUUGAUAUUAUACUCCGAACCUGUGAAGUGCUGUGUGACCAUGGCUCGUUUGACAGAAGAGAUGGUGAUAGCGCGUUCCAAACAGUCUGAUUUGUCGUCUAUAAAGAAGUUGAACUGCUGGGGCGCGGAGCUAGGUGACGUCAGUCUACUGCGGCGGAUGCCAAACGUUGAGGUUCUAGCCUUCAGCAUAAACAAGAUCCGCAGCCUCCAGGACUUCGCCGGCUGCCGACUGCUGCGGGAGCUGUACGUCCGCAAGAACGAGAUCAAAGACCUGCGGGAGAUCAGGCAUCUUAGACACCUUCCAGCACUCACCUCGCUCUGGCUCGAUGAGAACCCCUGCACACACCACCCACAAUAUCGACUAACGGUACUCCGUAACCUGCCGCGGCUAGAGAAGCUCGACAAUGUGGACGUGCAACAAGAGGAGUUGGAGGAGGCGCAGCGCCGAGGGUCGCUCAUCGACUCGGACGAUGAAGGAUACCCACAACAACAGUUGAAUGUCGUCGUGCAACAAGAGGAGUUGGAGGAGGCGCAGCGCCAAAGGUCGCUCAUUGACUCGGAUGACGAAGGAUACCCACAACAACAGUUGAAUGUCGUCGUGCAACAAGAGGAGUUGGAGGAGGCGCAGCGCCGAGGGUCGCUCAUUGACUCGGACGAUGAAGGAUACCCACAACAACAGGAAACUUACGCGGAGAGCGUGCGGAGCGGCGGCAGCGCGCGGCGCGCCACCCGCGCGCGCUCCAGCGACUCCAGCCCCGAGCGGGACGACUACCACAAGCACGAACCCGAGUACCGGGACCACAGGCCGGAGCCCGACUACCGGGACCAUCACAGCAGACACGAGCAGGAGGCCUACCGGGACCAGAGGCACGAGCAAGGCAGCGACUGCUCGGAGGGCGCGGCGCCCGAGCCCGCGCCGCGGCCCGACCCCAGGGACCCGCAGUGUCCGCUGUCCCCCACGCGGCGUGCGCCGGCGCAGCGCGCGUCGCCCGACGACGAGCGCCUCACCCACCCCGCCGGCGCCGGCGCCGCCAUGACGCGCUCGCACUACGACACGCUCGGGGCGCGCGAGCGGGAGCGCUCGGCGCCGCUGCGGCACUCCGUGUCCGCGCAGAGCGUCAAGGAGUACGCGUACGCGAUGAACGGCGACUGCAGGCUCGGUGUGACGUCACCGCACGAGCAGUACUGCGAGCGAGGCGACAACAGAUCAGAAUACACGCCCAGCACCGUAGGCCGAGGCGACUGGGAGCGCGAGCGAGACAGGGAGCCCCCUCGCGAGCGAGACGCACAUAGCGCCGGGUUUCCCUCCGCCGUCAUGGGAGAACAUCGCGGUUUCACCCGCCGCCCCGUCACAAGGAACUCGAACCUGCUGUCGGCCGUGCUGUGCCUGGUGAAGGAGCUUGACUACCCCUCGCUGGAGGUCGCCGAGAUGGCCGUCAGAUGCCGCAUGGACGAGCUGGCCAACGGUCAGUGACCCGCCCCGCCCGACGCCGCACACGCACACGCCGCCG
This is a messenger RNA of Cydia amplana, 1618 nucleotides long. Its product is annotated as centrosomal protein of 72 kDa. Gene Ontology annotation, biological process: cytoskeleton organization. The transcript is spliced from 14 exons. NCBI's taxonomy places the organism in Eukaryota, Metazoa, Arthropoda, Insecta, Lepidoptera, Tortricidae. Bases 148 to 1581 code for a protein of 477 amino acids. The record is from RefSeq and is a predicted model, not a curated record.